AUGCAUUCAUUCAUUUAUUUGAUGACAAAUUUUCCAUCAAUUUCAGGUUCCAAAGGUGUCGGUACACGUUUCGAUGAACAACGUUUAACAUUGCGUAUACAUCGCGGGCGUGGAUCGACAGCGCUUGAUUCGACGCAUAGCAACGGUAGUACUUAUAGUACAUCCACAACUAUAGGCACACCAUCACCGGAACGUUUAAGCAAAUACUCGACAAGGCGUUAUCAUCCAAAUCAUGAUAAAAUCAAAAUUUCAGUAUCAUAUCCUUCAAGUGAUAAUAUAACGGCAAUGACUACUUCUCACGAUCAUCAUGAACAAUCGAAAACUCAGCACCACGAAAGGGAACAGCGCACGCCAUCAACUUGUAGCGGUAAUAUGCUGUACGCUGUUCAUUAUAGUUCAACAAAUGGACGAAAUAUGACCGAAUCUCAAUUGUAUAGUAGUCAUCAAAGCAGUAAUUAUUACCUACAAGUGGGUAAGACAAUGCCUGAUAUGUUAAGACGACCAUCGGUCGUUAACGAUCAAAGCUCUCAACUCGGUAAUAUUAGAAACAAUAAAAAGAUGGGCAAACGCAACAUUAAGGCGCAAGUUAAACGAUUCCGUAUGGAAACGAAAGCAGCCAAAACUUUAGCUAUAAUUGUUGGUCUUUUCAUAUUCUGUUGGUUGCCAUUCUUUACCAUGUAUAUAAUACGUUCGUUCUGUGAGGAUUGCAUUGAUCCUUUACUAUUUUCGGUAAUAUUUUGGUUGGGUUAUUGCAAUUCUGCAGUAAAUCCAAUGAUUUAUGCAUUAUUCUCUAAGGAUUUUCGAUUUGCUUUUAAACGGAUUAUUUGCCGUUGCUUUUGCCUACGUAAAAGUUUAAAUUUGAAAAGUUCACGACGCGGUUCCGAUCUAUCAGCGAUACGCAUUGGCGGCAUUCGAACACCAAGUAUAACGCCCAGCGCUGCAGCUCAUUCGUUGGGCGAUGAAUCCGAAUUGCAAAAUUCUGAAUUGAGUAGCGAUCCUAGAUGA
Glossina fuscipes is the source of this 1005-nucleotide messenger RNA. RefSeq names its product octopamine receptor Oamb-like. NCBI's taxonomy places the organism in Eukaryota, Metazoa, Arthropoda, Insecta, Diptera, Glossinidae. The transcript has a single exon. Gene Ontology annotation, biological process: adenylate cyclase-activating adrenergic receptor signaling pathway. Gene Ontology annotation, molecular function: G protein-coupled amine receptor activity. The record is from RefSeq and is a predicted model, not a curated record. Gene Ontology annotation, cellular component: membrane. The coding region runs from base 1 to 1005 and encodes 334 amino acids.